GAAAGGUACUUUUUGUAAGUGAUAGCCGAAAGAGCUAAAGAGGUCUGAGUUGUAUUUGGUAAGGGUAAUCAAAUAAGGAGUUAAUAACCUCGACAGCAGAAAGGAUUUCCUAUUUAAAGAAUGUGGAUUUGUUAUCUCUUGCUUGCCAUUACAGCAGUCGAUGGAGGUCAAUUACAAAGGGGUCUACAGGAGCAUCUUAGAGAUGUAUUCCAGAAUGCUCAAAGUUUUAAUCUUUCUGGUUCUGGGACGGCGAAUAAAAAUGGUAAAAUCGAUUUAAACCUUCAAAUUCAGAUAACAGGAGUAGAGACUCCAACAGAAAGUCCAACGGGAGGAGCAGCUCCACUGAUUGGGGCAGAAUUACCGGGAGCAGGGGGAACUUUUACCGAAGAAGAAGAACAGGGUUUAGCAAAGCACAAUGAAUUUCGACAAGUUCAUGGGGUUCCUGCGAUGACACUGGACAGACAAAUGUGUGAUGAGGCUAAACAGUACGCCCAAACGCUUUCAAAUAUGGGUAGCUUGAUGCAUUCGCCGUCUUCAGAAAGAAGUGGCCAGGGAGAAAAUCUUGCCAUGGGAUGUUCAAUACGUGCUCCACAAACCAUAGAAGAAGCCGUGACAAAUUGGUACAACGAAGUCUGUCGUCCGGGAUACGACUUUUAUAUCCCCUCUUUUAGCGCUGGAAUAGGCCAUUUCACUCAAGUAGUGUGGAAAGAAAGCAUAGUUCUUGGCAUUGGAAUAGCUUCAGGAAAGAAAAACGGCAUGAACUGUGCAUAUAUUGUGGCUAUAUAUAGACCGGCUGGGAACAUGGUAGGAGAGUUUACCCAAAAUGUGCCGGAAGGAGACUUUAAUAAGGACAGCUAUUGUGCAACAGUUAAGAGGCAUACGCUCUUGGACAAGCAAUGGAAGGCAGCUUUCGUUAACAAUUCAAAUGCCACAACGGGGUCGGCUGAGCUUCGCGGCCAAUUUGAGGAACAAUAAAGCAGCAAGAAAGAAAAUAUUGCCACAAAAAGACAAAAACAAUCAGCGAUUAUUGUUAUGCUAUUUCGUUUUCAUUGUUUCUCUUAUACUUUGAAAACACAUACAAAUAAAAGCGUAAACAAACCAUGGCAACCACUGCA
Stylophora pistillata is the source of this 1115-nucleotide messenger RNA. RefSeq lists its product as uncharacterized. The record is from RefSeq and is a predicted model, not a curated record. NCBI's taxonomy places the organism in Eukaryota, Metazoa, Cnidaria, Anthozoa, Scleractinia, Pocilloporidae. Gene Ontology annotation, cellular component: extracellular region.